UCAACGUAGGAUCUUUACCCCUUCCUCCAACCUUCGGCAACAAAUACUGUGACCCUACUUCCAGCUGCACAAGGACAUGGAGAGGUCCCAGCACACACUGUACUUUGGCACCCAGGCCCGCCUGUUUAACAUCGCCACGUUCCAAGACCCGGACGUGAAGCGCAUGCUGAGUAACCUGCAGAACAUAGGCAAGGCGGCCCUGCCCAAGGACAAGCUCCAGGAGGUGACGGCCGGAGCCCCCAGGUCUCCAGGCACAUGCUCCUUACCCUGGGGGUUGGAGGGCUGCUGGGUGGGGAGCCAUAGUGUCUGGGGCAGGAAGGAGGUUGGUGGGCAGGGGCAGAGCUUCCUCUCGGGGAGGAGGGAAGCAGAGGCUGGUGGGAAGUUGCCUCAGCCAGGCCUGCCCACUCCAGGCUGGUAGGGCUAGCUCUGGGGGUGGGCCCACAGUCACGGGCCUACCGUAGGUGACACCUGUUCCCCCAGUACAACCAGAUUCUGGCCUACAUGGAGACCAUAUACAGCAUGGGCCAGGUGUGCCUGAAUGAAGGGCCCUGCCUGUCCCUGGAGCCCGACCUCGAAGAAGUCAUGGCCACCUCCCGGGACCAAAAGGAGUUGCUGUGGGCCUGGCAGGGCUGGAGGGAUGCUGUUGGUCGCCAGCUCCGCACCACCUUUGAGCGCUAUGUGCAGCUCAGCAACAAGGCCGCAAAGCUCAACGGUUACAAAGACAUGGGGGCCUUGUGGCGGUCCACAUAUGAGUCCAACAUGCUGGAGGAAGACCUGGAGAAGCUCUACCAGGAGCUGCAGCCGCUCUACCUGAACCUACACUCCUACGUGCGCCGGGCCCUGCACCGCUUCUACGGGCCCGAGCUCAUCGACCUGAGGGGGCCCAUCCCUGCCCACGUCCUGGGGAAUAUGUGGGCUCAGUCCUGGGUCAACAUCUUAGACCUGGUCCUCCCUUUCCCAGAGAAGCCCCCUGAGGACAUCACAAAGAUCAUG
Messenger RNA from Vicugna pacos (alpaca), 993 nucleotides. The record is from RefSeq and is a predicted model, not a curated record. NCBI's taxonomy places the organism in Eukaryota, Metazoa, Chordata, Mammalia, Artiodactyla, Camelidae.